This is a messenger RNA of Rotaria socialis, 4347 nucleotides long. Lineage: Eukaryota; Metazoa; Rotifera; Eurotatoria; Philodinida; Philodinidae. The record is from the annotation of a GenBank genome assembly.
AUGGCCAAUGUUUUUCGUCAAUUUUUACUUGAUGCUGAAAAUGGAGAUUUUGAUGCCGUUAAAAGAAAUAUAGAAAAUGGAAUUGAUUUAGAAACGCGUGAUGAAGAUCAACAAACAGCUCUUAUCUUAACUGCUCGAUGCAAUCAUUCAGAAUGCAUAAAACUUCUUCUUGAAGCUAAGGCUGACGUAAACGCAGAGGAUGUGGAUAAUUGGACGGCAUUAUUAAAUGCAGCACAAAAUGGAAAUUUAGAUGAUGUUCGUACACUCGUUGAAUAUGGUGCAAAAAUUGAACAUUGCGAUUGUGGGCAAUUUACUGCUUUGAUGUGGGCAUCCUAUGAAGGGCAUACAAGAGUUGUUGACUAUUUAUUAAGUUGUGAGGCGAAUGUAGAUGCCAUCGAUGAACAUGGCAUAUCCAGUUUAAGUUGGGCUUCAGGACGAAAUCAUGUUGAAAUUGUAGAAUUAUUACUCAAAGCUGGUGCUUCACCUAAUCUAUGCGAUAAGAAUGAUACAACACCAUUAAUUUGGGCUAGUCGACGUGGUCAUACACAAGUAGUUGAUCUAUUAUUACAAUAUAAUGCUACUGUUAAUAACAUCGGAAUGAAAAAUAUGACAGCUCUUCUGGCUGCGACAAGAGGAGGUCAUGGAGAAACAGCUCUUUGUCUACUUCAAAAUACAUCUAUUGACAUUAAAGUACAAGAUAAGGAUGGGCAAACACCAUUGAGUCAUGCAUGUGCACAAGGUCUAACUGAUGUUGUUGCUGAACUUGUUCGACAUCAUGCUUAUGUUAAUACAGUUGAUAAAAAUGGUGAUCCAGUUCUUUUUUUUGCUGUCAAAGGUGGAAAAGAAGAUUCUGUCGCUAUUCUACUCGAAAAUCAUGCUGAUAUAAAUGCUGUUGGUGCUGAAAAUAAAACAGCGAUUUGGUGGGCAGUUGAACGAGGUCGACUUGAUGUCGUUAAAUGUUUACUUCAAUUUAGUCCCGACGUUGAAGUACCAGGCGGUGAAGAUGAUGAUACACCACUCUUAUUAGCUACGAAACGAAAACGUGUUGCUAUUAUUUAUGAACUAAUCAAAUAUGGGGCUAGGCUAUCAUCAACUGAUAGGUAUGGAGAUAAUAGUUUACAUAUUGCUCUACGUAAUCGCAGUCGAGAUAUUGCUGAUAUUUUACUUUCAAAUCCACGCCAUUCAAAAUAUUUAUAUCGUCCUAACAAGCGUGGUGAAACACCAUACAAAAUUGAUGCUAAUCUACAAAAAAGUAUUUUAACAACUAUUUUUGGACAACGAACAUUAAACUUAAAUGAUGAUUCUAUUCUGGGUUAUGAUUUAUAUUCGUCAGCAUUAGCCGAAAUAUUGAGUGAACCAUCACUUCGAACACCAAUUACUGUGGGUCUUUAUGCAAAAUGGGGUAGUGGAAAAUCAGCAUUAUUAACUCAUCUAAAAGACGAAAUGCAUAGUUUCGCACAAUUAACAGAUUUUCCAACGAUUGAUUUUUCACCCUUACUUCUAUCAGUUAUUGUUAUUGCAGCAUUAAUUAUCGGUCUUAUUAUUGGUUUCUCAAUACAUUAUAUUGUUGGCAUAUCAUGUGGUGUUGCUUUGAUUAUUAUUUGUUUAACAUUUCUCUUUUUCAUUCGAUAUCUUCUUCGUCAUAAAGAUUAUGCAUGGACUGCUAAUAUAGCACAAUUUAUAAAGAAACGCUUAGAAAUCUUACGAUUUCUACUUCAAGUUCUUUUUAUGAAUCCGUAUGUUCAUCGUCGUUCAAAAAAGAGCGAUACAUUUGAUUAUCAAAAGAUGAAAUUUAUUUUUACUGAAUAUGGAAAAGUUUCGACAGUUGAAGGUGAAAAAGCGAGUGCUGGAAUGAUUGCUGAACUAGGAACCAAUGUUGAAGAAACAUUUGGUCUUGUAGCAACACGUCUAUGUCGUGCACUUCAUUCCAAAGAUUUAAGUCGCCAUCGAUUCCGUUAUAUGUGUUGCAUUCCAGCAUUCAUGUUUAUUACAAUACAAUUAGCUCUUCUAUUGACUUUAGCUAUUCUUGCUUUGAUAUAUAAAAUUCCAUCUAUUCAUCAUUCAGUCAAUGUGACUUAUAUUUCCCUGGUCAGCGUAUUAAGUUUAUCGAUAUUGUUUGGUUGUUCCACUUGUCUACGAGUAUUUGUGGGCUUAUUAAAAUCACCAAAAUCAAAAAUAAUGAAAUUUUCUGAUCAUUCGUCACGACUUAAUGAAAAUUCACUUUAUCGCUUAAAAAAAGAAGUUAGCCAAUUAUCAUAUAUCAUUAAAUCGGUUGAAGCAUUUCUUAAUAUUAAUACUCGUCUUGUUGUUCUUAUUGAUGGUUUAGACGUAUGUGAACAGCAACGUAUUCUUCAAAUACUUGAUCAAGUACAUGUACUUUUAACAAAAGAAAACGAUCCAUUUAUCACAUUGAUUGUUUGCGAUCCACAUAAAAUGAUGCAAGAUUUAUCAACAACAAUGGCAGUACCGUCAACAACAGCUCAAAACCAAUGUUUUGAUACGAGUGUUAAUGGUCAUGAAUAUUUACGUUCGAUUAUUCAACUUCCUAUCUAUUUGCAAUUGAAUACAAGUAAAACCAAACAAUUAAAAAAAGAUGCUGAUGAUUUUCCAAAAAAGAGACAAAAUACUCUUACUAAUGGUGCAUCAAUCUUAGAUGUAAGCGCAAAACCAAUACCAACUAAUAAACUUCCGAAAAAUAAGCGACGUCGACAACGACGAGAUACAUUAUCAAAUACUAAACAAGUGACAACAUCAGAAUUAACGCACCAGUUACUUCAAUCUGAUUAUUUUCUUGAUAUUAAUCCAAGAAUUCUUCAACGUCUAAUUAAUAUAAUUGCUAUGACUGGUCGAUUACUUCGUGCUAAUCAAGUAUUAUUUAGUUGGAAACGACUUGGCUGUUGGUCAUAUUUAGUAGAGCAAUGGCCAUAUCGUAUUUCAUGGAUUAUUGUUUAUUAUGAAGAUCAUGAACAAGAAUAUUCAGAUGAUACUGCAUUGAAAAUUUUAUAUGAAAAAAUUAAACCAUUCAUUCCAAAAUCAAAUGAUCCACUCUUAGAACUUGACCGUAAUGGACGUAAAUUUGAACAUUGUAUAGAACAUGGUGAACCUGUUUUGAAUGUUAAUGAUUUAAAACAAUUUCUUCUCUGUACAUGUAAUCUUGAUCCAUAUUUAAAUAAGCUCAUUCGAGACUCCGCAGCUUAUUUUUUCAUGAAUAAUGCCGAUGAAAAUGGUUUCAUUAAUGGAGAUGCAUCGAGAUUUUUCUCUCAUCGCGAUUCAAAUCUAAAUGGACGUGGUGGUUUCUUAGGGUAUACAUCACGACACAAGAAUACACUUCAUCCGAGAUUCAGUGUUAGUGGUCCAGAUUAUAUUGGAAAUCAGCAAGGUUCUUCAUUUGAUUUUCUAUCACAUCGUUUAUAUAAUCAAGUGUCAAUGAAAAAACAUGCCGAUGAUGACGAUAGUCAUCGUAGAACAUCAUCAAUAUCAUUUGCAUCACCAACUAUGACACAAUCAUUGAUUAAUCAGAAACUUUCAACAAUAUCGGAUCCGUCUUCAAAUGUCAAAUUAGAUUUAUCACCACCAUUGAGUGAAAUGUCAGUCAAUGAUGUAUGUGACUGUUUAAAAAAUGGUAUUACUGGUUUGAAAUCAUCAAUGAUACCAGCUUAUAUUCAUGAUAUCAAUGAAUAUAAUAUAAGUGGUCGAGUUUUAGUAACAUGUGAGCUUGAAGAACUUAAACAAAUUCUUUCAAUGAGAUUUGGUGAUUGGGUAUUAUUUAAUAAUUGGAUUGAAACAAAACGAGAAGAAGAAAGACGUUUUCAUUUUCAGCGCCAAUCGCAACCUUCAUCAACAAUCAAUAAUAAUCAACAUUCAACUUUACCUAAAAAUGAUUCUUUCAAUGAAUAUCAAUUUUAUACUGACAAUAGUGUACUUGGUGCCGCACUCAAUCAUUUAAUGUCACAGAAUUCAGCAACAAAUCCUAACGAUGAAAUAUGUACUGUUCCUAAUGAAGGUGUAUCUAUUGUUUCGGCACCAAAAAACGUCAAAUUUUUGAUUCCUCUCGCUCGAUCUGGUAUUACGUCAAAUGAAAGUACGUUUGGCGUGAUCGAAUCAUCAACGCGAACUAUUACUCAUGUGAAAGAUAUAUUCUCAUUAAAUUCUCCACCACCAUCUCAAAAGGUAACAGCAACACAAAACAAUGGUGAUGACACACUUACAUUUUCUUCAUUAUCAAAUUUAACGACAGCAUCCACAUUAUUUGAUGAAGUACGUCGUCAAAAUCCAAAUGAAACAGCAACAAAUAAUAGUGAGCAACAGCCUUUACUUCAAAAAAAUAAUUUCAAUCCAAAUGAAUAA